CACAGCGCCAGGCUCGAGAUGCGACAGAGUCUGUAAAUUAACUAAAUCCUUCGAUACACGUUUAUUCUAUCCGUCCUCUAUUAUUAUUAUAGAAAUAUUUUUAUUAGAUAAAAUAAUAAAUAUAAUAUUUAUGUUGAAUAUUUUGCAAUAUGUAUCUUAUCGACUACAUAUGCAUUUUACAUGUACCUUAUGCAAUUUGACGUUACUCGUCUUACGUAAAACACUUAUCUAUUUUAUUAUUUGCACUGCACAGUAGCAGCGGCAAGAAAAAAAUCUUUAUUCGCAAAUAUAUAUUUUUCUUCAAAACCCUGAUAAUUAUUUCACAAAAACUUUUUACAUAAUUUGGUCUUCAUUCGUGCUUUAUUUAGGUAAUAAGUAAAGGCUCGAUAAGAAAUUUAAUUAAUUGUAAGAUUUGUUACAUAUCAAGCAUAGUAAAGUAAGUAUGUAAAUACUACCGAAUUAGCCAUUGAAUAUCAAAAUACAAGAAAGAUCUUUUAUUUCCGUUGGUGAUUGUCGGUAAUAAAGUGGGCUAAUAAAAUAUAUUGAUCAUCAGAGCAUUUUCGUUUGAAACGUUUACAUCUUUUUUUAAUAAAAAUAUCUUGUUAUGGCCGGGUACAAUUUAAAAGAUGCUGACGAAGUGAAGGAAUAUUUAAAGAAUCUUCACAUUGAAUAUAAAUUUGGUUGCUAUAGUGAGAAAAAUCCUGAAGCUUGUCAUUUACUAGGGGACUAUGAAGAAAGUAUUACUGAGGAUUUGAAAAAGGCUGCCGACAUAUAUAAGAACAAUUGUGACGAAAGAAAUUAUUCUAGGAGUUGUGCAAAAUAUGGAAGUUUCAGGGUGGUCGGUAGAGGAUGCGAUAAAAACAUUGCAGAUGGUUACAAAUAUAUGAAGAAGGGGUGUGAACUCAAUGAUGCACGGGGUUGUUAUCACGCAGGUGUUGUUGGAGUAAGUCCUGAAAAAGUUGAAGAAGACAGAGCCACUCAAGUUGCAAAUGGAAUGAAAAUGCUUCAAAAAGCUUGUGACUCUAAUCAGCCCGAUGCAUGCUUUCAUUUAUCAGGCAUUUAUUUAAUAGGAAUAGAGGGCUAUGUUAAAAAGAAUUUAAAAGAAUCAUAUAGAUUGUUUGUAAAUUGUUGUGACAACGGAAAUCCCUACGCUUGUGCAAAUUUAUCUUUAAUGUAUAAGAAUGGUCAUGGUGUGAAACAAGAUAUAGAAAAGUCUAAUACCUAUAGUCAACGAGCUGCUGACUUAUUCUAUGAAUUGGAGAAACAGACAAAACAAUUAAAAUUCCAUGCAGGCAUUGAGCCAUAAUUAUUUAUUGUUAAAAUUAGUUGUACAUUAUGAAUAAAUAUUGUUGUAGAUAUUCAGUUAA
Messenger RNA from Nomia melanderi (Alkali bee), 1367 nucleotides. Lineage: Eukaryota; Metazoa; Arthropoda; Insecta; Hymenoptera; Halictidae. The record is from RefSeq and is a predicted model, not a curated record.